UUCCACUAAAGUUAGGUUAUGCCAAAAAUAUCGCAACCUGAAGAGGAGAUUUUUCUAUAUUUCCGUCUCCAGCUCGUUAUUUCUUCGCAGAGAUCGCGGGAUCGGAUCACAGGAAAAUGAACAGCAGCAGUUCGACGGAGGGUACACAGAACCCAGAAGGAGGGAGGCGGUAUUACAAUCCAUAUGAAGACCUUCACGGCCCAGCGUUCGACAUCAGGCCGGUAAAAAACCUGUAUCAAAUCCCCACAACUCCAGAGUUUCUUUUCCAAGAAGAGGCUGCCUUGAAGAGAAGAUCGUUUAGCGAUAACAUCACGUUUUACACAGGCUGCGCUUAUUUAACAGGCGCUGUUACGGGUGCUGGCGUGGGGUUGGUGCAAGGCGUGAAGGCCGGAGAAGCGGGAGAUUCCCUGAAGCUUAGAAUUAACAGGGUAUUGAAUGGUUCUGGUCACACGGGCAGAAAGUUCGGCAACCGUCUGGGGGUAAUAGGUCUUCUUUACGCUGGAGUGGAGGGCGGAAUUGUGGCGGCGAGGGGGGAGGAUGAUUCAAUUAACAGCAUCCUGGCGGGGCUAGGGACAGGGGUCCUCUUUAGGGCGGCCGCUGGCAUACGAUCCGCCGCCGUUGCGGGUGCCAUCGGUGGCCUCGCUGUCGGAGCCGUAGUCACCGGCAAGCAAGUCCUCAGGAGAUACGUGCCCAUAUGAAUGUACUGAGUCAUUGCACUCCUUUAUUUAGAUUUUUGAUCUUUGAGGGUUUAUUAUUUAUUUUACAUGCUUCAACUUUAGGGUACAUUUCGCCCUAGGGUUUCAUGUAUUAAGAUUUUUCUGGAAAUAUUAUAUUGUAUUCAUGAAUUUUCCACAGUCCAUGAAGAUUAAUAAGAGAGCACUUGGAAAUAGUUGUGCA
Molecule: messenger RNA, 897 nt
Organism: Cryptomeria japonica (Japanese cedar)
Lineage: Eukaryota; Viridiplantae; Streptophyta; Pinopsida; Cupressales; Cupressaceae
Product: mitochondrial import inner membrane translocase subunit TIM23-2
Exons: 1
Coding region: 117-698 (193 amino acids)
Biological process (GO): protein import into mitochondrial matrix
Cellular component (GO): TIM23 mitochondrial import inner membrane translocase complex; mitochondrial inner membrane
Molecular function (GO): transmembrane protein transporter activity
Source: RefSeq, a predicted model, not a curated record